Messenger RNA from Phytophthora sojae, 180 nucleotides. RefSeq lists its product as hypothetical. The annotation marks the transcript as partial. The record is from RefSeq and is a predicted model, not a curated record. The transcript has a single exon. NCBI's taxonomy places the organism in Eukaryota, Oomycota, Peronosporomycetes, Peronosporales, Peronosporaceae.
AUGCUCCUCAUCGAGCUUACUAAAGGAAAGAGUCGCCGAGAUCCCGUGACAUUUGAGGAAGAACACGAUAGGGCGUUCAACGAGCUGAAGCCCAGGAUUCCCUUGCCAACUAUUCUAUCAAAUCCUGACUUUUCCCCGCCAAUUCAUGUUAAUAUGGAUGCCAGCGAUGUUGCCAUUGGU